UUUGUUGUUGUUUUUAUCAUCUUGAACCACAAUUUUACUUAAAAUAUAUAUUAAAUAUAUAUAAAAAAAUAAACAAAUAAUAUUAUUUUAAAAUUAAUAACAAUGUGCUUUUAAAUUAAAUAUUUUUUAUCAACUAAUUCAAUUAAUAACAAUAACUUUUAUGUCAACUAGAAAGAGUGAAUUUUCAAUUCAUCAAAUACCAGAUUCAUAAUGAAUUAAUGGAAAUAAAUUAAUAAUAAAAGGAAAAUAAAUAAAUAUCAUUUUAAUAAAAUAACCGAUUAAUAAUGCCUUAUAAAUAAAUGACAAUUGUAAUAAAUUAAACAAUCGAAAAUCAUGGAACCACCAGAUUCUAUUCCAGUUGCUAGUCCAGACAUGUUCGACAGUGAUGAUGAUUAUGCUAAAAAUAAAUCUCCAAUUAAAGCAUCACCAAAAAAAUUAACACAACAACUUAGCAAAGAUGAAAUGAUUAUAAAAAGUGAUAUUUAUUUAAUGAAAAAAAUGAAUGAAUCACUCGGUGGUAUACCACCACCUCCAAAGUACACAAUUUGUCAACGUAAUUGUGCAGAUUUGCUUAGUAAAAUUAAAGAAAAUAGUAAAUUUUUUUAUACAAUUGAUCCAUCUAGUUUAUUAAAAAAUAGCUCAUCACAAAAUUGUUUUAAAAAAACAAUGAUUAAUUCACAAAUUAAUCAAGAUGAUAAUUUAGGAACAUUUCAAACAGUUAUUAAUGAAACACAGCUAAAGAAUUUAUCAUGGCCAUUAGCUUAUAAAGAAAAAGCAUUUGGAAUUCAUUAUAAUCGUAAUAAAUAUGUUGAAUACAUUGAAAAUCAAUCAGUUAGAUUGAGUGAUAGGUAUAUUGGUAAUGAUACACAAUCCUCUUUUGUAACAAGUCUAACAAGUAAUAGUAAUGUUCAAAAAAAAACAUCAGUAAGUAAACGUGGUGUUGGACAAAGUCCUGGUAAACGUUUAAGUCAUCUAGCCAAGAGAAGACGAGUAUUUUCAAUAGCAAAUUUACAAAAAAUGAAUGAUAAACCACACUGUUUAAUAAGUGUUAAAAAAACAGUUAUGAAAAAAGCAACAAGUCCACGUAAAAUUAAUAAAUCAAGUCCAAAAAUAUUAGCAGCAAAAUUAUCAACUCGUAGAUGGUCUGUACAAAGUCAAAACUCAGGAUCAUGGAAAUUAAAAACACCACCAUGUUGUUUGGCUCAUAGUUCACCAAUUCAUCAUACUAGAUCAUCAAAUAAAAAAAUAACAAAUAAUGAUUUAAAUAAUCAAACACAAAGAAUAAAAAGAUCUUUAUUUUUAACACCAGUUAAAAUUGAUCUAACUAUUGAUGAUUUAAACAAUAAAAAUAAUUGUAAUGAAAAUAAUAAUUCAAAAUUGAUUAAAAAACUUUCAUUUGAUUGUACUGAAGAUUCAAAUGGAAUUCCUUCUUCAGUUAGUAGCAAUCAAUCGAUGAGAGAUGCCAAAAAUAAAUCAAAUUCAUCAACAAAAAUUGGAGCUAAAAAAAUGGACGACAUCGAUAGAAAAAAAUUAGUCUGGGCUGUUUCACAAGCACUUAAAUCAAAGGGAAUUGAUUCGAAACAUGUUAAAUUUCAAUACUACGGUCGUCAGCUUGUUAAAAAAGUCAAAGAAAUAAUGCCUUACUUGGAAAAUCAUGAUAUUCCAAGAAAACCUGGUAGCACAACUGAGCGAAUGUUGGCACAUGCCAAAAAAUAUGCAUUCCUUCUAGUCGAUGAUAGAGAAAAGUAAUAUUUUUAAUAAUUAAUUUUAAAUAAUGUUUUUAGAAUUUUAUAAUCAAUUUGACUUUCUUUUCUUUUUAUGUAAAUAAUACUAGUGUAAUUUAUUUUUUCUAUCAUUUAAUCAAUUCAUCAUUUUUUUUGAUACAAAAAAUAUUUACACUAUUGUUUUAGUAAUAAUAAUAAUAUUUAAUUAAUUUUUUAAUUGAAAGGCGGGUCUUUUUAAGUCACAAAUAUUCCAUGAUUAAAAAAAAUAAAUAUAAUUAAAUUAUAUAUUGUAAAUUACAAUCAUGUUUUAUUUUUUGGGAUUAACGAUGAUAAUAAAAUUCGUUAGAAAUGUACAAAUGAAUUAAUAAACAAAAUUUUAGAACAAAAAUUAUUAAUUUAUUAUUUAUUUUAUAAUUUAUAUAAUUUAAUUUUAAUAAAUAUAUAAUAUUAACAUAUAAACAAUAGUAUUUUUAUGUUUAAUAAAUAAAUAAUAA
Aphidius gifuensis is the source of this 2218-nucleotide messenger RNA. RefSeq names its product homeobox protein 4-like. The transcript has 4 exons. The record is from RefSeq and is a predicted model, not a curated record. Bases 334 to 1749 code for a protein of 471 amino acids. Lineage: Eukaryota; Metazoa; Arthropoda; Insecta; Hymenoptera; Braconidae.